AUGAAGUUCUCGGCUACUAUCCUCAGCGCAGCGCUGCUCACAACGUCUGCCAUCGCAGCCCCUCUCACCGAACGCCGCGCAGCCCGCAACGCUGCCCGCGCUGAUGGCAGAGCUAGCCGAAUCAGCCGUCCUCCUUACAAGCCAGACACCAGAGAGCUUCUUUCUCUGAACCGGACCACCCACGAGGAUUACAGCACCAACUGGGCCGGUGCUGUCCUUAUUGGCACCGGAUACACCUCUGUCACCGGUCAAUUCACCGUUCCCACCCCGAAACUUCCUUCGGGUGCCUCGUCCAGCGAGCAGUACUGUGCCUCCGCCUGGGUCGGCAUCGACGGUGACACUUGCAGCACUGCCAUUCUCCAGACUGGAAUUGAUUUCUGCAUCCAAGGAAGCACAGUUUCGUAUGAUGCCUGGUACGAGUGGUAUCCGGAUUAUGCCUACGACUUCAGUGGCAUCUCAAUCUCCGCUGGAGAUGUGAUUGAGGUUACUGUGACCGCCAAGUCCAAGACUGCCGGUACUGCUGUCGUCAAGAAUGUGACUACAGGCAAAUCUGUUACCCAUACUUUCACUGGUGGGAAUGAUGGGGAUCUGUGCGAGUACAAUGCUGAAUGGAUUGUCGAGGACUUUGAAAGCAAUGGCGAGCUGGUUCCCUUUGUCGACUUUGGAACUGUGACUUUCACGAACGCAAAGGCUACGACUGGUGGAAAGUCUGUUGGCCCCUCUGGAUCCACUCUCAUCGACAUCAAGCAGAGCAACAGCAUCUUGACCAAGUCUUCUAUUACUAGCAGCAGUGUUACCGUGAGCUACAUCUAA
Penicillium coprophilum is the source of this 813-nucleotide messenger RNA. Its product is annotated as A4/G1 family peptidase. Gene Ontology annotation, molecular function: glutamic-type endopeptidase activity. NCBI's taxonomy places the organism in Eukaryota, Fungi, Ascomycota, Eurotiomycetes, Eurotiales, Aspergillaceae. Bases 1 to 813 code for a protein of 270 amino acids. The transcript has a single exon. The record is from RefSeq and is a predicted model, not a curated record. Gene Ontology annotation, biological process: proteolysis.